AUGGAUGCCGUACUUCGUCAGUCCAAGGCCAUGUGUCCUUUCUUGAAGACGGCCACACCUGCUACUCUCCGCGCCCUGUCCACCUCGUCUCGCCCGGCCCUUCCUGCUCCCGCCUCGCCUUGUGGCGGCACCAUGUCCAAGCUUCAGCUGCUUGGCCAGCGAUGCCCCGUCAUGGGCAAGGCCAUGGCUGUUCAGACUGCUAAGAACCGCGCUCCUGGAUCUGUUCGUGCUUUCUCUGGUCACUCCAAGACUGGUAAGGCCAAGAUUCACACCACCCGCAACAAGGAGGCUCGCGCUGUUGACAACCCGCUCUUUGAGGGUCGCGACAAUGUUCCCGCCCCUCCUGGCGUUCAUAUGAGUCGAAAGGCCACAUCUGCUUCUCCAACUGCUUCUGCUGCCGCCGCUGGCUUCAACUCUCCCGGUAAAUUCGACUACGAAGGAUUUUACAACGUCGAGAUCGACAAGAAGCUCAAGGACAAAUCUUACCGCUACUUCAACAACAUCAACCGAUUGGCGAAGGACUUUCCCCGUGCGCAUAUGGCCGACAAGGAGGAUCGAGUAACUGUAUGGUGCGCCAACGAUUAUCUCGGUAUGGGAAGGAACCCCCAUGUCCUCAACACGAUGCAUCAAACCCUAGAGGAGUAUGGCGCAGGUGCUGGUGGAACUCGAAACAUCUCCGGACACAACAAGCACGCUGUUGAGCUCGAGGCUACACUAGCUAAGCUGCACGCUAAGGACGGCGCUCUGGUGUUCAGUUCUUGUUACGUAGCCAACGAUGCGACUCUGGCGACACUCGGCAGUAAGCUGCCCGAAUGUGUCAUUCUGUCCGACAGCUUGAACCACGCGUCUAUGAUCCAGGGAAUUCGACACUCCGGCACCAAGAAGAUGGUCUUCAAGCAUAACGAUGUCCAGGAUUUGGAGGCUAAGCUGGCGUCACUUCCCCUGCAUGUGCCCAAGAUCAUCGCUUUUGAGUCAGUCUACAGUAUGUGCGGUUCCAUUGGUCCUAUCGAAGAGAUCUGUGAUCUUGCUGAGAAGUACGGUGCCAUCACAUUUCUCGAUGAAGUCCAUGCUGUCGGUAUGUACGGCCCCAAGGGUGCUGGUGUCGCUGAGCAUCUUGACUGGGAGGCCCAUGCCAACGGUGCUCCUCGCGGAACCAUCAUGGACCGAAUUGACAUCAUCACUGGUACUCUGGGCAAGGCGUAUGGCUGCGUUGGUGGCUACAUCGCCGGUAGCGCCAAGUUCAUUGACAUGAUCCGAUCUUUAGCUCCGGGCUUCAUUUUUACCACUUCUCUGCCUCCUGCCACUAUGGCUGGUGCCCAGACUUCCAUUGAGUACCAAAUGAACUACGAUGGAGAUCGACGACUUCAGCAGCUGCACACCCGCGCUGUGAAGGAGGCAAUGAAUGCCCGCGAUAUUCCUGUCAUCCCCAACCCCUCCCACAUCAUCCCUAUCUUGGUCGGCAAUGCCGAGACUGCGAAGGCAGCUUCCGAUAUGCUCCUGAAUGAUUACGGAAUCUACGUCCAGUCUAUCAACUACCCCACUGUCCCCGUUGGCCAGGAGCGUCUGCGCAUUACACCUACCCCUGGCCACGUCAAGGAGUACCGCGACCAGCUUGUCGAGGCCGUUGAUGAGAUUUGGAACCGUCUCAACAUUAAGCGAACUUCCGAUUGGGCUGCCGAGGGUGGUUUCAUCGGUGUUGGUGAAGAGGACAACGUCCAGGAGCCUCUUUGGACAGACAAGCAGCUCAACGUUGAGCAUGCUACCAAGCAGAUCAAGGCCAAGGGUGACGCUGUUAACAGCGUCACUGAAGCUCUUCUGGAGCUUGAGUUCAAGCAGGCUUCUGAGGCUGCUGCCGCUGCCUAA
Messenger RNA from Fusarium sp. VM40, 1863 nucleotides. The record is from the annotation of a GenBank genome assembly. NCBI's taxonomy places the organism in Eukaryota, Fungi, Ascomycota, Sordariomycetes, Hypocreales, Nectriaceae.